Mus pahari (shrew mouse) is the source of this 2038-nucleotide messenger RNA. It is a transcript of the gene Rec8, whose product is annotated as REC8 meiotic recombination protein. Gene Ontology annotation, molecular function: chromatin binding; protein binding. Bases 225 to 2009 code for a protein of 594 amino acids. The record is from RefSeq and is a predicted model, not a curated record. Gene Ontology annotation, biological process: mitotic sister chromatid cohesion; synaptonemal complex assembly; replication-born double-strand break repair via sister chromatid exchange. NCBI's taxonomy places the organism in Eukaryota, Metazoa, Chordata, Mammalia, Rodentia, Muridae. Gene Ontology annotation, cellular component: synaptonemal complex; cohesin complex. The transcript is spliced from 20 exons.
CGACGACGACGACGGUGGUGGUGGCAGCGGCGGCGGCUGCGACAGCAGGGGUGUCGAAGAAGGCCUCUUGACCAGAAGAGGACUCAGUCUUCCUUGAAGAUCUGUUCUGUGUCUCUGCCCGGGUUUCUCUUGGAGCUCCGCAUCUCUGCCUGGACAGACUCCUGAAGAAUUCGAAUUGAGAGCCAAACGGGAUUGGUGCAGAGAGGGUGAACCCCGGAGCAAAGAUGUUCUACUACCCUAACGUGCUUCAGCGCCACACAGGCUGCUUCGCCACUAUCUGGCUGGCAGCGACCCGAGGCAGCCGUUUGGUGAAGCGUGAAUACCUAAAUGUGAACGUGGUAAAGACUUGCGAGGAAAUCCUCAAUUAUGUGCUGGUAAGAGUGCAACCUCCGGUGUCCGGGCUGCCCCGCCCCCGCUUCUCCCUCUAUCUCUCUGCCCAGCUUCAGAUUGGUGUGAUAAGGGUCUACUUUCAACAGUGCCAGUACCUUGUGGAAGACAUCCAGCAUAUCUUGGAGCACCUACAUCGUGCCCAGCUGCGGAUUCGCAUUGAUAUGGAGGAGGCUGACCUACCUAGCUUGCUUCUUCCCAACUGCCUGGCCAUGAUGGAGAUGCUGGAAGAUGCCCCAGAGCCCUUUUUUGGGACGAUGUCUGUGGAUCCUAGGCUUCCCAGUCCUUUUGAUAUUCCUCAGAUUCGACACCUUUUAGAGGCUGCAACCCCGGAAAAAGUUCAUAAGGAGACCCUUCCUGAAGCCACUCCAGAGCCCGGGAAGCCUGACAGGACCUUGGCCACCGUGCAGUCCCCUGAGGUCAUCACCUUACAGGAGGCAGAGCCCAUCCGCAUGCUGCGGAUUGAGGGAGAGCAGGAUCUCCCAGAGAUCAGUCGAGGAGACUUAGACCUGCUGAUCGCAGAGAAAGAUGACGCUAUCUUGCUAGAGGAACGUCAGAGGGGCAGGCUUCUCCGACGGCGGAGAGCUUCACCAUCACUGGAUGAAUCCAGGGAAGAACCCCGGGCCCUGGAAGGUGAUGGUUUGGUCUCCUCACUCUCACCUCCAGCUCCUGCACAGGUUGAAGGGACACGAGAAGCACCGCCAGGCCAAGUCUUCCGUCCUGAGGUACAGAAGAUGACAGGCUGGGAGCCUGGGGCCCUACUCACUGAGGUGACCCCACCUCAGGAGCUGCGGCUGCCUGCCCCACCCAGUACAGAGAAGAGGCUCCCAUCUCUUCAGAGGCCACUUCCCCGCCGCCCCCGGCGCCGGCGCCAGUUAUUAUUCUGGGACAAGGAGACCCAGAUCUCCCGGGAGAAGUUUGAGGAACAAUUGCAGACUGGGGCUCACUGCUCGGAAUAUCCAGUGGCCCAGCCUCCCAAGAGGAUGCUCACAAGCCCAGCGGAGCUCUUCAGAACCCCAACUCUCUCUGGCUGGUUACCCCCAGAACUACUAGCUUUAUGGACACACUGUGCCCAGGUCCCCCCAAGAAUGCUCAGACAAAGACCACAACUGGAGACUGAAGAGACAGUUGAGGAAGAGAGGGCAGCAGACAAGGAAGAAAGGAGAAAGACUGAAGCUCUGAGCGAGAUUGAGGUUCUGAGGGAGGCCCAGGAGCCCAGCGGUCCCCUCAUGCUGUCUUCAGAGCUCUCCCUAGAAGCAGCAGAAGAUGAAAAGUCUCGUACUAGCCUCAUCCCCCCAGAAGACCGGUGGGCCUGGACUGAGGAGGGGCAGCCCGAGCCCCCUGCACUGCCCAUGCUGCCUGAACUUCCUGAAGUGCCCAUGGAGAUGCCCCCAAGGCCUGAACUACUCUCUUCAGAGGCCGUGCUUAGGGCAGUAGCAGUGGAACUGCAGGCCAACAGGGAGCUUGACUUCAGCAGCCUGGUGCCCCCUCUCAGCCCCCGAAAGUUGGCUUCUCGGGUCUUCUAUCUGCUCUUGGUGCUGUCCACACAGAAGAUUCUUCUUGUGGAACAACAGAAGCCAUAUGGGCGCCUCCUGAUUCAUCCUGGACCCAAAUUCCCCUGAGCCAGUUCAUUAAACCAUAUCCUGCCUCA